AUGGCAUUGUUGGUAAGUUGUCAGGGGCCGCCGCCGGAUGAUUGUGAAAGGUCAUGCGGCAAUGUGAGCAUUCCUUUUCCCUUUGGUUUAACGGAAAGAUGCGCCUACAGCGGCUCCAAUAAUAUUGAUUUUCUCGGGGCAUGUAAUCGGUCAUCAUCUGGUGAUCCCAAAUUUACCAUUAUGUUUAACUCUACUGAAGUUGGAUAUAUUUCUACCGCCAGAAGUGAAAUACAGGUUAUGGGCCCAGUUUAUUAUGAUUGCUACAACACUUCUGGUCAACAAGACAGUGAGGCCUCUAUAAUGAAGGAAUCAUACUAUUAUAUUAAUUUCAUGCUCUCUAAAAAGAACAAGUUUGUUGCCAUUGGGUGUGAUACACAAGCCGGGUUUUCAGGGAAUUUCAAGGAAUCCAGUGUAUGCAAUUCUAAAUGUGAUAGCAACAGUGAUAUCACAAAUGGAUCAUGCUCUGGAGUUGGCUGUUGUGAAAAAGAGAUCCCGGAAGGGAUUCGUGAAUCCGCGAUAGGAAUAGCUAGCUUAGAUAACCACAAAAAUGUACUGCAAAUGAAUCCCUGUAGCUAUGCUUUCAUCGUGGAAGAAGGCAAGUACAACUUUUCUGCCACUGACCUUCUUGAUUUCGGAGGUAAAGAGCUGGCAAUGCCGAUGUUACUUGAAUGGGCAAUUGGAAACAAGACUUGUGACGAGGUCGAUAAGGAAUCGGAUGAUUUCUUAUGCAAAGGUGAUCAUCAAGAAUGCAUUCGACAAUAUGCUGGUCCCGGGUAUCGUUGUCGUUGCAAGCAGGGUUAUGAUGGCAACCCUUAUAUCAAAGACAACUGCACAAAUAUUGACGAGUGUAAAGCGGGAACUCAUAAUUGCAAAGGUGAAUGCAUUGAUAAUGCAGGAAGCUAUACAUGCCCAUGUCCAAAUGGUAAACCGGGAGAAUACAGGAAAGAUAACAAUACUUGCACUACAAAGAGAUCACCCAUUAUACAGAUUUCCGUAGGUACCUCAGUUGCUGGUUUAUUUCUGCUUUUAUUAAUUACCUGGAUAUACUUGGGAUACAAAAGGCGUAAGACUUUGAAUAAAAGAGAAAAGUUCUUUCUGCAAAAUGGUGGAAUCAUUUUGAAGAAAAGAAUCUCCGGGGAUGGAGGUCCUCGAAUUCAAUUUAAACUCUUCACGGUGGAUGAGCUUAAGAAAGCAACCAACAAAUAUGAUAAGAAAAGGAUUAUUGGGAAGGGUGGCUUUGGCACAGUAUUUAAAGGAAUACUACCUCCUAAUAAUAGACAAGUUGCCAUAAAAAUGUCGUCCAAGAUAGUAGAUCCGACCCAAACCAUCCAAGUAGAACAAUUUAUUAAUGAAGUGAUUAUCCUUUCCCAAGUCAAUCACAGAAAUGUGGUGAAGCUGAUUGGUUGUUGCCUUGAAACAGAAGUUCCUUCCUUAGUCUACGAAUUUAUUCCAAAUGACACCCUCUAUGAUCACAUCCACAAUGAGCGCAAGUCGAAGCCUAUCAUUACUUGGGACAAACGACUGAGAAUAGCAACGGAGACAGCUGGAGCACUUUCAUAUUUGUUCUACAACGCGGCAGACCCAAUCAUUCAUCGAGAUGUCAAGCCGACGAAUAUACUGUUGGAUGAUGACUAUGCAGCAAAAGUAGCUGAUUUUGGAGCGUCAAGGCUAAUUCCUAUUGAUCAGAAUGAAUUGGCGACAAAGGUACAAGGAACACGAGGUUACUUGGAUCCGGAGUACUCUCAAACAGGCCAGCUGACAGAAAAAAGUGAUGUUUAUAGUUUUGGUGUCGUACUAGUGGAACUUUUAACGGGAAAGAAGAUUGUUAAUCAGCAAACGCUUGUAACCAAAUUAUUUAUAGAUUCUCUAGAAAAUAAGACUCUAUUAGAGGUUCUAGAUAAAAAUUUGCAGCUAAACAAAGUCCCUCAAGAUAUCUUCCUGGUCUCAAAGCUUGCACAAAGAUGCUUACGCUAUAAAGGAGACGAAAGGCCUACUAUGAGAGAAGUGGCUAUGGAGCUAGAACGAAUAUCAGCGGCAUCAAUAAAUGACAAGCAUCCAACAGUGAAAACUACUUCAAACGAAGCAGAAACUAAAUGUUUGCUUAAUAGAGCAAGUGACGACCGUGAAGACAUAGAUGACACCAAUACAAGCUCACUAAUUGGAGUCGUAAGCAUGAUGCCAAUUCAAGCAUCGUCGGAAACAGUGUGAUCAACAUUUUAGGUACUCUUGAUCAUCAUGUUAUGUUGUGGGUCAGACUGAUUUAAAGGGAAUGGCUCAGUUCAGAUGGUCUCGGUCAGGAAUGGUCUCAAGUUUGGCUACUGGAAUCUCUCCCAUGCUGAUCUCACAUAUGGAUUGUUGUCUGCUCUGCUCACCAUCAUUUUGUCAUUAGGUUUUGUCUCUUUAUGUAUGUUUCUGCAGUUAGUCAUUCUGUGUUGUUUUCAUUAUAUAUGUUUUGAUUUGCUUCUAGUGUGAGUGAUAACUGAUACAUUGUGCGUGUAACUAUGUGAGCGUGUUUAUGUGUUUGAAUAUGUAAAUUCAGA
This is a messenger RNA of Erigeron canadensis, 2540 nucleotides long. Its product is annotated as wall-associated receptor kinase 2-like. Gene Ontology annotation, molecular function: calcium ion binding; protein serine/threonine kinase activity; ATP binding. Bases 1 to 2208 code for a protein of 735 amino acids. Gene Ontology annotation, cellular component: plasma membrane. The transcript is spliced from 3 exons. The record is from RefSeq and is a predicted model, not a curated record. Gene Ontology annotation, biological process: protein phosphorylation; cell surface receptor signaling pathway. Lineage: Eukaryota; Viridiplantae; Streptophyta; Magnoliopsida; Asterales; Asteraceae.